GAGGGCGGUAUAUAAGCUGCCAGGGGCCAGCGGGCAGCGUUCACUUCUGGUGAGGCUCUCCUGGCAAGCCCCUCAGCUGAAGGAUCUCGCCAUGUUUCCGCUCCUGUUUCUGGCCUACGUGGUCGCCGUCAAGGUCUUCAAGAAGACCACCCCGAACGGCAAGGUCACAGUCUACCUCGGGAAGAGGGACUUCAUCGAUCAUCUCGACCAUGCCGAUGUGAUCGACGGAGUGGUGGUUAUCGACAACGAUUACUUGAGAGGCCGCAAAGUUUUUGGCGAGCUCACCACCACAUACCGCUACGGUCGAGAAGAAGAUGAGGUGAUGGGACUGAAGUUCAGCAAAGAGAUGCCUCUCUGCAGGGAGCAGAUCGCCCCGAAUCAGGAGGACAAACAGGAGUUGACACCAAUCCAGGAGCGCCUCGUCAAGAAGUUCGGUGCCAGCGCCUACCCCUUCACCUUCCACUUCCCGGCCAACGCGCCCUCCUCGGUGACGCUGACCCCCGGAGAGGACGACAACGGCAAGCCACUGGGCGUCGAGUACAGCAUCAAGACGUACGUGGGCGAGCACAAGGACGACAAGAGCCACAAGCGGUCCUCCGUCAGCCUGGCCAUCAAGAAGCUGCAAUACGCGCCGCCCAGUCGUGGCCACCGCCUGCCCAGUUCGCUGGUAAGCAAGGGCUUCACCUUCUCCAACGGCAAGCUGAACCUUGAGGUGACCCUCGACAAGGAGAUCUACUACCACGGCGAGAAGAUCGCUGCCAACGUCAUCGUCACCAACAACUCCCGCAAGUCCGUCAAGACGAUCAAGGUGUUCGCGGUGCAGCACUGCGAGGUGACCAUGGUGAACGCCCAGUUCUCGCGUCACGUGGCCAGCUUGGAGACGCGCGAGGGCUGUCCCAUCACUCCCGGCGCCUCCUUCACCAAGGUGUUCUACCUGGUACCGCUCGCCGCCAGCAACAAGGACCGCUAUGGCAUCGCACUCGACGGCUACCUCAAGGAGGACGACGUGAACCUGGCCUCGUCCACGCUGAUCGCCGAGGGCAAGUGCCCCGCCGAGGCCAUGGGUAUUGUCAUCUCGUACUCGCUGCGCGUGAAGCUCAACUGCGGCACGCUGGGCGGCGAGCUGGUCACCGACGUGCCCUUCAAGCUGAUGCACCCGGCCCUGGGCACCGUCGAGCGGGACAGAGCCCAGGUGCUGAAGAAGACCAAGAGCGUGGAGCGAGCUCGCUACGAGAACUCCUGCUACGCCACCGACGACGACGACAACAUCGUCUUCGAGGACUUCGCCAGGCUGCGGCUGAACGAGCCCGAAUAGGCGUGCACGAUGCCCUGACGAGAAGUGUCACGCUCGUGACUUGCAACCGCUAAAACACUAUCUUAGGCCCCUCUCACCUUAGUCUUUCACUCGCAGACUGUGCAGAAUCAGGUUUUCUUAGUUGGUUUGUUUUAGGAUUAUAGUCGUUUACGAUAAAAGAAACAGCUUGUUGGUAAAGUCCAGUGUCAUUAUUUCACAAGAUUACGGUUGUAUUUGUGUCAAAGUUUGUACGUAUGGAAAAUCAUUUACUGAAUUUUUAAACAAAAAGAGCAGGCAAAAAAAUUUCAGUAAAUGUUUUCGUAGUUCAUGAAAAUGCAAGAAUGUGUAAUACAUAUUACGAAUGAAGCAAGCUAAUAGAGGCAACUAACCAGAAAAAGCGUUUGUGAAAAAGAUCUGGAUAUGGAAAGAGUGAUAUGUUUUUGAUAGAAUAUGUUUUCCUCUUAGAGAAAAAUACAUACUAAUAAUGACCGCAGUUAAAACAUUAAAAAAACAAAUAAAAAAGGAAAAACUAUAAUUUAAAUAAAAAUAAAAAUAUGAUUCUUGCUUUAUAAAUUUUAAACAAAUCAACUAGAAAGGGCAUUGGAUAACACCAAAAAUGUCAGUAUUCAACCAAUCAGACCACAGCUUAGAACAGCUUUUGACUAAGAUUGACUCAAAAGAUAUAUUUUGUAGAACAGUGUAAAAUAGUAAGUUUUGAGUUGCAAGAAUCAGUACGAACCAAUCAAGCUUUGUUAUUAUGAUAUUCGUUUAAAACAAACACACACACACUCACCAGAAGUGACAUAUCUGUAAAUUCUGUAGAUUUAGUGUCAUAGUGUGUACAUUUUAUGCAUUUUUUCUUUAACUAGCUUUAUGUAACUAUAUGGACAUAAAAUGUGUUCACAGAAAAGUUGUCCAAUUAACCACCUGUUGAAUGCUUGAACACAUAUUCUUUAUUUACUGUAAUUUAUGUUAUUUUAGUGCAAAAUAAAAUUAUGAGUGAAA
Molecule: messenger RNA, 2299 nt
Organism: Bacillus rossius redtenbacheri
Lineage: Eukaryota; Metazoa; Arthropoda; Insecta; Phasmatodea; Bacillidae
Gene: Arr2
Product: arrestin homolog
Exons: 8
Coding region: 92-1315 (407 amino acids)
Biological process (GO): signal transduction; G protein-coupled receptor internalization
Cellular component (GO): cytoplasm
Molecular function (GO): G protein-coupled receptor binding
Source: RefSeq, a predicted model, not a curated record